GAUGUUUCCUUUUCGUCAACUCCAAAAAAAUCUAUAUAUACAAACCCUGCGAAUGUUGCAGAGGCAUCACAGCUCCACAAUUCGAAGAAACAAGAUGAAAAUGGGAGUUUCCAGAAGUCACGGUCUGGUUUGGGUUUCAAUGGCGUUGGUGGCGGCAUUUGUGGUGCAGGGAAAUUUCAACAGAGACGCGGACAUCACUUGGGGCGACGGCCGCGCCAAAGUCGUCGACGGCGGCCGUGGCCUGAGCCUCUCCUUGGACCAGUAUUCCGGCUCCGGUUUCCAGUCGAAGAAUUUCUACUUGUUUGGGAGAUUCGACAUGCACAUGAAACUCGUUCCCGGCAACUCAGCCGGCACCGUCACCACAUUCUUCUUGGCCUCUGAAGGUCCGAGUCACGACGAGAUCGAUUUCGAGUUUUUGGGGAAUUCCACCGGCGAGCCCUACACGGUUCACACAAAUGUGUACUCGCAGGGGAAGGGCGACAAGGAGCAGCAGUUCCGCCUCUGGUUCGACCCCUCCGCCGCCUUCCACAAAUACACCAUCGUCUGGAACCCUAGCCGCAUCAUAUUCCUGGUGGACGAGAUUCCGGUGAGAGUGUUCAACAACGACGGGGCGUCGGGGGUGCCGUUCCCGACGAGCAAGCCGAUGAGGAUCAUCUGCAGCCUGUGGAGCGCCGACGACUGGGCGACGCAGGGCGGGAGGGUGAAGACGGAUUGGAGCAAAGCUCCGUUCACGGCUCACUACAGGAACAUCAAAAUCAGCGGCAGGCCGUGCGCCUACGCGGCGGCGUGUGGAUCGGGGAAUGACAGCUUCAGCAACGAGGCGUGGCAGACGCAGGGGCUCGACGCCAAUGGCAGAAACAGAGUGAGAUGGGUGCAGCAGAAGCAUAUGAUCUACAAUUACUGCACUGAUCGUCCCAGGUUCCCGCAGGGAACACCGGUUGAAUGCAAGCGAUCCAGAUUUUGAUCCAUUUCCUAAAUGGAUUUUCCUUGAGAGUUUCCUGUCUUCAUCGUCUAUUCUUUCAUUCCUUUCUCUUUAUUCUGUAAUCUAUUUGAAAUUCAAACAUUUGUCAAUGGUCAUUACAUAAAGAGGUCGACUUGGGUGCAACCAGUUGCAUGGUGCAACCGGAUUGCACCCAACCCGGUUUUUUCAGAAAUAAUAUAUUAUUAGCAUUUUAUUCGGUACAAAA
Salvia miltiorrhiza (redroot sage) is the source of this 1187-nucleotide messenger RNA. RefSeq names its product xyloglucan endotransglucosylase/hydrolase protein 24-like. Gene Ontology annotation, cellular component: cell wall; apoplast. Lineage: Eukaryota; Viridiplantae; Streptophyta; Magnoliopsida; Lamiales; Lamiaceae. Bases 2 to 964 code for a protein of 320 amino acids. The record is from RefSeq and is a predicted model, not a curated record. Gene Ontology annotation, biological process: xyloglucan metabolic process; cell wall biogenesis. Gene Ontology annotation, molecular function: hydrolase activity, hydrolyzing O-glycosyl compounds; xyloglucan:xyloglucosyl transferase activity. The transcript is spliced from 3 exons.